Molecule: messenger RNA, 1933 nt
Organism: Nerophis lumbriciformis (worm pipefish)
Lineage: Eukaryota; Metazoa; Chordata; Actinopteri; Syngnathiformes; Syngnathidae
Gene: rbm42
Product: RNA binding motif protein 42
Molecular function (GO): mRNA binding
Source: RefSeq, a predicted model, not a curated record
GUAUAAACCGGAAGUACUUCCACGGCAACCCGGAAGCUCAUGUAAAAAAGAAAAAGCUUGUAAAUGAAUCCGUCGUUUCGUUAUUGAUACUUGUUUUUUUCCACGCCCUGUCGCAUGAUCAAUGUUGUGCACUUGAAGACAUAUCCUGGUGACUAACUUUACUGAGAGCGACAACGAUCGUAUUGUUCGCUCAUGCUAAUGCUAAUGCUAAUGCUAAGGCGGUCUUCAUAGUUACAAUUCUCCACAAAGCAUGGCCAUGAAGUCCGGGGAAGAACGUCUGAAGGAGAUGGAGGCCGAGAUGGCUCUGUUUGAGCAGGAGGUGCUUGGAGGAACAGGUCCAAAUGCAGGAGGUGGAGCCGUGGUGGAGGCGCUCCCCGUGGCUUUGGCGGUCAUCCGACCAAUUAUUGGCACGGGCACCUACAGCCGGGUUCAGCAGACACUUGAUGCCAGGGCAGCUUUUGUUGGACCUCCACCUACCACCUUUGUUGCAGCAGUCCCUCCAGUGAGCACCCCCCCUCCUCCAUUGAUGAGACCGGCCUUCGUUCCACACAUCCUGCAGCGGCCAGGUGCUCAGAGGAUCCACAUCAUGCGUGCACCUCCUGUGGCUCCUCCCAUGCCCCGGCCUCCUCCACCCCCGCCCAUGAUGAUGCCGCCUUCCCUGCAGGGCCAAAGCCCUCCCAGUGUCUCCUCGCCAGUCCAGCACAUGACUGCUGCACCUGUGGUGAGCGACAUGAUGGCCAUGGUCCCUGCCCCGCCCACAAGACCGGGAGUCCCGCCUUCCAUGAAGUCGGCUGCGACCAUCUUCCAGGCUGCGCCCACGGUUUACUCCGCCCCUCCCGUCACCGUCGGACCCCCCAAAAAUGAUGCCCUUGCUCAGCGGCAAGCCAGAAUGGAGGAGCUGGCUGCUCGUGUUGCCGAGCAACAGGCUGCAGUGAUGGCAGCAGGUCUGCUGGACAGGAGGGAGAGUGAGGACAACACUGCAGUCAUUGGACCCAGCAUGCCAGAGCGGGAAGUACGCAAAGAGCCUGUGGAAAGUUCCAGUGAGGAGAAGAAGGCCAACAAGUCCAAGUCUGACAAGGUCAGAAAGUGCAUUCGAACAGCAGCAGGAAGCUCUUGGGAGGACCCCAGUCUGUUGGAGUGGGAGACAGAUGAUUUCCGUAUCUUCUGCGGGGAUCUUGGUAACGAGGUCAAUGACGACAUCCUGGCCAGAGCUUUCAGCAGGUAUCCAUCGUUCCUCAAAGCCAAGGUGGUGAGAGACAAGCGCACAGGAAAGACCAAAGGCUACGGCUUUGUCAGCUUCAAAGAUCCAAACGAUUACGUGCGAGCGAUGCGGGAGAUGAACGGCAAGUACGUCGGCAGCCGGCCCAUUAAGCUGAGGAAGAGCAUGUGGAGAGAUCGUAACAUGGAGGUUGUACGCAAGAAGCAGAGGGAGAAGAAGAAGCUGGGACUGCGAUAGUCUCCCACACAUAAGUACUACUAAGUACUACAUGGAUCACAUAAGUACUACAUGGAUCAACAUAGUCUCCCACACAUAAGUACUACAUGGAUCACAUAAGUACUACAUGGAUCAACAUAGUCUCCCACUCAUAAGUACUACAUGGAUCACGUAAGUACUACAUGGAUCACAUAAGUACUACAUGGAUCAACAUAGUCUCCCACACAUAAGUACUACAUGUAUCACAUACGUCCUACAUGGAUAACAUAAGUACUACAUGGAUCACAUAAGUACUACCGGUACAUGGUUCAACAUAGUCUCCCACACAUACUGUAAGUAUUACAUGGAUCAACAUAGUCUCCCACACAUAAGUACUACAUGGAUCACAUAAGUCCUACAUGGAUCACAUAAGUACUACAUGGAUCACAUAAGUACUACAUGGAUCACAUAACUGCUACAUGGAUCAACAUUUUUUAAUAAACUGCAUUCUUUUCUUGA